This is a messenger RNA of Solea solea (common sole), 5551 nucleotides long. RefSeq names its product SIN3 transcription regulator family member B (gene sin3b). Gene Ontology annotation, cellular component: chromatin. NCBI's taxonomy places the organism in Eukaryota, Metazoa, Chordata, Actinopteri, Pleuronectiformes, Soleidae. The record is from RefSeq and is a predicted model, not a curated record. The coding region runs from base 442 to 4440 and encodes 1332 amino acids. Gene Ontology annotation, biological process: negative regulation of transcription by RNA polymerase II. Gene Ontology annotation, molecular function: transcription corepressor activity. The transcript has 19 exons.
UUUUUCACUCCUCUACUCUGGCUUCCGGACGCCGAGACAGACCGCUGCCGCCGAAUUUAAAGAGACAGGCGAUAGUUAUUUUAAAAACGACAAACGGCAACCAUUGUCCCCUUUAGAUUAUUUCCCGACACUUCUCGCCUGUGCUUGUUUAAUUCGCUAUCGAUGUGGAAUCAAAGUCAAAGCGAGUAGCAGCGCGGCUCUGUCAGCAGCCUUCACUCCGUCCUCCUCUGCGCUGACUGAGCCAACACUACUGUCCAGUCAGCCAGGCGAAGUAGGGCUGCUCGCUGGGCAGGCAGGCAGGCGGGCAGGCUGGCUGGCUGGCUUUUCCCGACCCAGAGGAGGAAGGUUUGUCGGCUAGCUAACUACAACUAACUGGAGGUAACAGCGAAGCUUCCCUCUCAAGUUGUGUUCGCGGCUCUCGAGCCUCCUGCCGCCGGGAUAAUGGCGAAGAUUCAGGCGCACAGCACCGCGAAGCAAAUCAACCAAAUUCAAGACAAGCCUUACGUUAUAACACAAAAGCAAGUGCAGCAGCAGCACUUCCAGAAGCUGAAGGUUGAAGAUGCAUUGUCAUAUUUGGACCAAGUUAAGAUUCGGUUUGCAAAUGAUCCUGGCAUAUACAACAAGUUUCUUGACAUCAUGAAAGAAUUCAAGUCACAGAGCAUCGACACACCAGGGGUGAUAAACCGUGUGUCUCAACUCUUCUAUGGACACCCAGACUUAGUGUUGGGCUUCAAUGCCUUCCUCCCACCAGGGUAUCGGAUAGAGGUCCCCAAGAAUGGGAUGGCUUUUCUCCAAUCACCGUUCUCUACACAGGUAUCUCCAGGCCAGCAGGGGAAGAGUCUUACCACCUCUGCAGUGCCUGCAACCUCAAGUAGUGCCUCUGCCACACCCGUUGAUGCUGGACCUGCCCGCACUAAUGAAGUCAAGGCUGCUUCAUCAGAGUCCCUACCUUCCCCAACCUCAGCAGGACCUCCAGAGCCUCCCAGCAGACUUUCUCUUCCACUGAUGAGCAGAGAGAGUCAGAAUCACGCCACCACCUCCUCAUCAGUAUCCCCACCUGCUUCUGAGACGAGCCCAGUAGAGUUUGACAGUGCCAUCAGCUAUGUAAACAAAAUCAAAAAUCGCUUUCUGGAUCACCCAGAGAUCUACAGAGCCUUUCUAGAGAUUCUUCAUACAUAUCAGAAAGAGCAGUUGGAGGUUAAGGAGAGUCGAGGCAGCCGGGGCAGCAGUGGGAUGACAGAAGAUGAGGUUUUUUCUAAAGUUGCCAGCCUCUUUAAGGGACAGGAAGAUCUGCUCGCUGAGUUUGGACAAUUCCUGCCUGAUGCCAAGAGAUCACUGUUCACAGGGAGCUCGCUGACAGGGGGAAAGGAUCAGCUAAAGAGGCCAGAGGAAGAAGACACAAUAUCUAAACAGAACAAAAAGAGGCCCAGACCCAUCUUACUGCAGCACAUUUCCCCACUGCUAAAGAAAAAAAUGAAGUAUUCCUGUACCAAAGAUCAGUCCUUUGCUUCAGUUGGCAAACAUGGAGUUUUAAGAGAAUUCUCCUUCUUUGAUAAGGUUCGUCGCCUGUUUAAAAGUCAGGAAGUGUAUGAGAACUUCCUGCGCUGCAUCGCCUUGUUUAACCAGGAAGUAGUUUCUGGAGCAGAACUGCUACAGCUUGUUACUCCUUUCCUGGGGAAAUUUCCCGAACUGUACACACAGUUCAAGUCAUUUCUGGGGGACAAAGAGCUCUCUCAUGUUGUGUCAGGGCUGUCGGAUCGCUACAUGGAGGGGGGAGGAGGCAGGGAGGUGGAUUAUGCCUCCUGCAAGCGCCUGGGAUCCAGCUACAGAGCACUCCCCAAGACCUACCAGCAACCUAAAUGCAGUGGACGCACCACCCUAUGCAAGGAGGUGUUGAAUGACACCUGGGUGUCAUUCCCCUCCUGGUCAGAGGACUCCACCUUCGUCAGCUCGAAGAAGACUCCAUAUGAGGAGCAGCUGCAUCGCUGUGAGGAUGAAAGAUUUGAGUUGGAUGUGGUUCUGGAGACAAACCUGGCCACUAUCAGAGUGCUAGAGAGUGUCCAGAAGAAGCUGUCGCGUCUUUCACCAGAGGACCAAGAGCGAUUCCGAUUAGAUGACUGCCUGGGGGGCACAUCUGAGGUCAUCCAGCGCCGUGCUGUGUAUCGAAUUUAUGGCGACAAAGCCCCCGAGAUCAUCGAGGGCCUGAAGCGGAGUCCUGCCACAGCUGUGCCAGUGGUUCUCAAGAGGUUGAAAGCCAAGGAAGAGGAAUGGAGAGAUGCACAGCAAGGUUUCAAUAAGAUAUGGAGGGAGCAGUACGAGAAGGCCUACCUGAAGUCCCUUGAUCACCAAGGAGUCAACUUCAAACAGAAUGACAUGAAAGCUCUGCGGUCUAAGAGUCUUCUUAAUGAGAUAGAGAGUGUCUAUGAUGAGCGUCAGGAGCAGAGCACAGAGGAAAGUGGAGUUGGCCAGCAGGGACGUAAUGGUUCUGGUUCAGCCCCUGCCAGUGAGCCUCACAUGGUUUUUACAUACGAGGACAAACAGAUCCUGGAGGACGCUGCCUCACUUAUCAUCUAUCAUGUUAAACGUCAGCCUACCAUCCACAAAGAUGACAAGGACCACAUCAAGCGCAUCAUCCAGCACUUUGUCCCCGACCUGUUCUUCUCCCGCCGUGGCGAGCUGAGUGAUACUGAAGAAUGGACGGAUGAGGAGGCUGAGCCUGAGGAGGCAGGAGACAGGGCAGACAGAGACAGGGCAGACAGAGACAGGGCAGACAGAGACAGGGCAGACAGAGACAGAGCAGACAGAGACAGAGCAGACAGAGACAGGGACAGAGCAGACAGGGACAGAGCAGACAGGGACAGAGCAGACAGAGACAGGGCAGACAGAGACAGGGCAGAGAGAGGUAGAGCAUUGACUGCUGCAGCAGGAGGAAAUGGAAGUUCUAGUAACAUCCCAGCAGCAACAGCAGCAGCAACAACAGCAGUGGCAGCCACAGGUAGUCAGGCACAAACCCAGCCCGAUCAGACUCAGACCCUGACCCAUCCCCAGCAGCAGCUCAAUGGCGAGUCCAGGCGAAGGCGCUGCAGCCCAUCCCAAACUGCAGAAACAGAAACCUCCACUAGCUCUUGUAGCAUGAGUCAGCCAGCAGGGACUGCCGCAUCCACCCCAGGAUCUGCUCCUAUUGAGAUGGGUUCAGGUGCAGUAGGUGAGAAAGUGGACUUGCGUGACCCAGAAGCAGAGCACCAGAAGGAGCUGGACGGUAUCUACAACCUUUUUUUCGUCAACAACAACUGGUAUUUCUUCUUGCGGCUGCACCAGACUCUGUGUUCACGGCUGCUGCGGGUUUACCGACAAGCUGAGCGGCAACUGCUGGAUCACCGAGCUGAACAGAGCAGAGAGAGGCUGCUGAUGGCAGAGGGACGGAGGGAAAAAGCAUGUGACCUCGCUAUGGAGCUUCGCCUCAAACAGCCCAGUGAGGUGGAGUUGGAAGAGUAUUACCCAGCCUUCCUGGACAUGGUGCGCAGUCUGCUGGAUGGUAAUUUGGACUCCACACAAUAUGAAGACACACUGAGAGAGAUGUUCACCAUCCAUGCCUACAUCGGCUUCACCAUUGACAAGGUCAUCCACAACAUAAUUCGGCAGCUGCAGCACCUGGUGAGCGACGAGGUUUGUCUGCAGGUGGUUGAUCUUUACCUUGCUGAGAGGAAGCGGGGGGCAGCAGGAGGGAACCUUUCCUCACAGUGCGUCAGAGCUGCUUGGGAGACGAGCUACCAGUGGAAAUCUGAGCGAGUCAUGUCCGAGGAGAAUUGCUUCAAGGUAAUGUUUGCCCAAAACAAAGGUCAUGUGACAAUGGCUGUUGAGCUGCUGGACACCGAGGAGGCCCAGGCUGAUGACCCGUUAGAUGUACAGUGCCUGUCGAGUUACAUGGAGCAAUUUGUAGGAACAGAGUCCAGCCUGUGUUCACAAGCAGAAGGCUACUUCUUCAAACCAGUGUUUCUGCCCAGGAACCUGCGGCGUUUCCGUCGCUGGCAGGUGCGCCAGGUGGAGGCGAUGCGCUGCAGGAGAGAGUGGCACCGCAAACUGGGUGUGGAAAACGCUGGGAGUUUGGACUGUCGCUUCAAACUCAACACUCACAAGAUGGUGUUUGUCAUGAACUCUGAGGAUUACAUGUACCGCAGAGGAGCACUGGUCAAGGCCAGAAAGUCACAGAACAGAGUGGCAGCAAGCCAGCACGACCGCUUUGACAAGUGGCACCAGGGCUGGCUGGCCAAUCACGUUACAGCCUCGGCUGAACGCUCAGUGCAGAACUGGCUGAUGGGAGAGGAGGAGGAGGACAUGAUCCCCUGCAAGACGGCCUGCCUGUCCAUUGAGGUAAAGGGGCAAAUGGUCAACAGAUACCAGGUUCAUUACAGUGGUAGCAAAGCCCCGGCCUCACCAUAGAUGUGUGCCCCCUUGGAGACGGACAUGCAUUACAAACACACACACACACACACACACACACACGCAGGCAAAUGCAUGGACUUAAAGGACAUUCAUACACUAAACAAAGACAUAUACAGCUGCAGUUACACUUCUCCACCUCCCUCUACAACAUUUCAUUCACUUGUUUUCAAUCAUGAAUGAAGAAACUAGCAGGAAAAACACAGAGAGACUGUGAAUGGGUGCACAGUGAGAGGGACGAUGAUGUGGAGCAAAGGACCAACACAGACAGUGCCGUAAUCAGUGAGUGUGACCCUGAUUAACAGGGAUGAGCUGGACACGACAGCACAAACGGAUCAUCAUCCUUAUCAUUCUGGCUUCUCUGGUGGCGCACAACGACUAGAACGGUUGUUCUGACUGAUGGAUAGAGAUGGAUGAUCAGGUGAGAGGUUAUGAAAUAAUGAAAUAUGUUUCAGAAAUGUGAAUGUCUGUUUUUCUUUUUCUUUUUUAAGUCAAGUGUAGUUUUUAGCUUCUAAAGCCAGAGAGCCUUUUGCCUGUUUGUUGAUUUAUGUGUGUUUAUAUGGAGAGAUAAUGGUAAACGUGUGUAUGUAUGUGUAUCAUGCUCUUCAUUUUGUCUGUUUGUAUGCCCAGCACAGGCUCUACAACUCUAGUAAUUGCAUCAUUACUGUAUGUGUGUGUGUGUAUAUAUAUACAUAUAUAUGUAUACACGCGCACACACACACACAACAGGGAUCCUGUAUUUUUAUAUAUGCAUCUACUUGAGUUGAUGGAUACAUCUGAAGAUCAUGUGGUUCUUUACCGUGUUUGCCGUCAGCCAACUCUUGAUGUUUGCAGUUUUUCUUUUUUUUGUAUCUUUUUCAUUUUUUUGUGUUGUGGCGAAACAAGUUAUCACCGGGGUAAUAAGGAGUCCUUAAAAUUUAAUUGAUUUAAUAUUGAUGAAGCAGUCAAUUUAUGUAUCAUAUUCAUGAUUUCACCAAAUGUUUACUUUGCAUUGUCUUUUUUGCAUACUGACAUUGAAAAUAAAGACAGAAUAUCAGUGUUAAAAUAGAAUGUAUAACAUUUAUCCUGUAUCAGUUAUCAUAAAAUAAACAACCUAGUUGUGACCUUCUUA